GGCUCUGACGACGCAGCCGUCAGUCACGUCGGCGUGCUAAGAAGGAACGAAACCUGCCUCUCAGAGCCGAGUUUUAUGAUAACAGGGGAGGAAAACUCUUACUCCAGCAGUCUCUGUUGUUCCUCAUGGGCAUCACGAUGCUGCGAAGUGCCUGCGUAGCCGCUUGUAACGUAGGGUAAAGACAAGAGGCUAGCUGGCGUGCUAGCUUAAUUUAGCCACACAGUCUGACAGGCGAAGCCUGUGGCUAACUGUUUACUUCUCUUUGUAUAAGACCAACCAACAAUCAUGACACAGAAAGUGAGUCUGUGUUCAGUUUCCCUUGGAGUGGAGGGUAUGACUUGUGGCUCCUGUGUCCAGUCCAUAGAGCAGCGCAUUGGGUCUCUCCCUGGAGUCAUACAUAUAAAGGUGUCUUUAGAGCAAAAGAAUGCCACUGUCAUAUUUGACCCCAGCCAGCAGAGUCCACAGUCUCUGUCAGAAGCCAUCGAGGACAUGGGCUUUGAAUCAAGUCUGUCGGAGUCCAUCACAGCCACACCAGUCUCUACAGAUACCCAGCUGAUAUCCACCUCAGGCCUGACACCUGCAGCCCAAGAGGAGGCUUUGGAAAAGCUAUCCCAGAUUCAGGGAGUGCUGGAUAUUAGAGAGAGCCCAGUCCAGAUGGGUUUCACGGUCACAUUUGUUCCCUCCCUGACUUCAGCACUGCAGCUGAGCGAGUUGUUGGCCAGCGUAACGCCUCUGGAGGUCCCCACACCCAGCAGCCCUGUGAAGAAAGUCCCAACCUUGUCCCCGUCUCACAGCAAAGGAGGAGGGGCAGCACUCCUGAAGUUGUGCAUUGAAGGAAUGACGUGCCACUCUUGCACCACCACUAUUGAAGGGAAGAUUGGAAAACUGAAAGGGAUUGAAAAGAUCAAAGUUGUUUUAGACUCUCAGGAAGCUACAAUCGUCUACCUGCCUUACCUCAUUACUGUCCCAACCAUCAUCGACCAGAUUGCUGUGGCCGGCUUCAAGGCUUAUAUCAAGUCCAAGCCCCGCCCUCUGCAGCUGUCCCCUGGUGAAGUCGAACGUUUCGUUGAUUCUCAAAAACCAACUGUUUCAUCACCAUCAGAGACUUCAGAGGAGACUGAAAUCUUCAUUGACACAACACUUGUCGCGCUCAGGGUGAAAGGCAUGCACUGCAAUUCCUGUGUGGUCAAUAUCCAGGACAAUAUCUCUAUGCUGCCUGGUGUCUCCUCGGUGGAGGUCUCUCUGGAGAAGGAGAAGGUCUCCAUCUGCUACGAUCCUCUAAAGAUCACAGUGCCUCAGCUGCAGCAAGCAAUUGAGGCGCUGCCCCCGGGAAACUUCAAGACUCAACCCUGGGACUCUUCUGGCCUUCUCAGUCCUGCAUCCACAUCGCUCACACCUGCCUUAUCAUCGCCUUGGCCUGCGGGAGCAACCCAGGCCAAACCUGCUGCCUCACAGCCUUGUUUUACCCAGCCUCUGGCAUCUGUAGUUAAUAUUCACAUUGAAGGCAUGACAUGCAACUCCUGUGUCCAGUCCAUUGAAGACAUGAUCUCCCAAAGGAAGGGGGUGGUGUCGGCCCAGGUGUCUCUGGCUGAUCACCAGGGGAUCUUUGAGUAUGAUCCCCUCCUGACCACACCAGAGGAGCUGAGGGCGGCCAUAGAGGACAUGGGAUUUGACUCCUUCCUACCUGAAACCAAUUCUCUGCUGCCUGCACCAGAUCCCCGUCUCUCAAAGUCUUCAAGUCUCGUACCUGUGAAAGACAAGGAACUGGACAGUGACCUAUACAAAGAAACCCACCAGGGACGCAACAGAGACAAGCACGCUAAAUGCUAUAUUCAGAUCGGAGGGAUGACCUGUGCCUCCUGUGUCGCAAACAUUGAGCGAAACCUCAAGAAUGAACCUGGUAUCUACUCUGUUCUGGUGGCGCUAAUGGCCAGUAAAGCAGAGGUGCGUUAUAACCCUGAAGUCAUCGACCCUGUGAAGAUAGCAGAGUGUGUGAAAGAGCUGGGCUUCGCUGCCUCUGUGAUGGAGAACUACGAGGGAUCAGAUGGAAACCUAGAACUAGUGGUCAGAGGAAUGACGUGUGCCUCUUGUGUUCACAAAAUCGAAUCCAGCCUUAUGAGAGAAAAGGGGAUUAUAUAUGCCUCAGUUGCCUUGGCAACCAACAAAGCACAUGUCAAGUACGACUCAGAAAUUAUAGGGCCCCGAGAUAUCAUCAAGUUGAUCGAGAAUCUCGGGUUUGAAGCAUCUUUGGUAAAGAGGGACCGCACUGCCAGUCACCUGGACCACAGCAAAGAGAUACAACAGUGGAGGAAAUCUUUCCUGGUGAGCUUGAUUUUCUGUGUGCCUGUGAUGGGCAUGAUGAUGUACAUGAUUAUCAUGGACCACCAGAUGAAUGCUUCACAUCAGCACAAUGCCACGGCGGAGGACCGCAACCAUUACCACUCCACCAUGUUCCUGGAGAGACAACUGCUCCCCGGCCUCUCCAUCAUGAACCUCCUCUCCUUCCUCUUUUGCGUGCCUGUACAGUUUAUUGGAGGUCGCUACUUCUACAUUCAAGCCUACAAAGCAGUCAAACACCGAUCUGCCAACAUGGAUGUGCUAAUAGUUCUGGCUACUUCCAUAGCCUUCACCUAUUCACUGGUCGUCCUAAUAGUGGCCAUGGUGGAGAAGGCUAAAGUCAACCCCAUCACCUUCUUUGACACGCCACCCAUGCUCUUUGUCUUCAUUUCUCUGGGACGCUGGCUGGAACAGAUAGCCAAGAGCAAGACGUCUGAGGCUUUGUCCAAACUCAUGUCUCUACAAGCUACGGAGGCCACAGUGGUCACUCUUGGCAGUGACAACUCUAUUCUCAGUGAGGAGCAGGUGGAUGUCGAGCUGGUGCAGAGGGGCGAUGUGGUGAAAGUCGUACCUGGAGGGAAGUUUCCAGUAGAUGGGAGGGUCAUCGAGGGACACUCCAUGGCAGAUGAGUCUCUCAUCACAGGUGAGGCCAUGCCAGUGACUAAGAAGCCCGGGAGCUCUGUUAUUGCAGGCUCCAUUAACCAAAAUGGCUCUCUGCUUGUCAGUGCUACACAUGUUGGCAUGGACACGACACUGUCUCAGAUUGUCAAACUAGUGGAGGAGGCUCAAACGUCAAAGGCUCCCAUCCAGCAGUAUGCAGAUAAGAUUAGUGGCUAUUUUGUACCCUUCAUUGUCGGCAUAUCCGUCGUUACGCUGCUUGCCUGGAUCAUCAUUGGGUUUUUGGACUUCUCGCUAGUGGAGAAAUACUUUCCAGGUUAUGACAAGAGCAUUUCCAGGGCUGAGGCGGUGAUUCGCUUCGCCUUCCAGGCCUCCAUAACAGUGUUAUGCAUUGCUUGUCCCUGUUCCCUUGGCUUGGCAACCCCGACAGCUGUCAUGGUGGGCACAGGGGUUGGGGCCCAGAAUGGUAUUCUGAUAAAGGGAGGAGAGCCACUCGAGAUGGCACAUAAGGUCCAGUCAGUGGUGUUUGAUAAGACUGGGACCAUCACAUAUGGUGCUCCAAAGGUUAUCCAAGUCAAGAUAGUUGUGGAGGGGAACAAGAUGCCUCGUUCCCGUCUGCUUGCCAUCGUGGGUACAGCUGAGAACAACAGUGAACACCCUCUGGGAGCAGCUAUCACCAAAUACUGCAAACAGGAGCUCGGGACAGAGUCUCUUGGCGCGUGCACAGACUUCCAGGCGGUGCCGGGCUGUGGCAUCCGUUGUCUGGUCAGCAACACGGAGAGCCUGCUGAAACAGGCGGACAGCGACAGCGAGGACAACAACCAGCGCAACAGCGUCCUCGUCCAGAUCAGUGACACUCGGAUAACCACAAGCUCCCAUCCACUCAUCAUGGACCCACAGCCGCUCAGCCUCGUUCAGACAGCCACUUAUGUCGUCCUGAUUGGCAACAGAGAGUGGAUGAGGAGGAAUUGCCUGCAGAUCAGACCUGAUGUAGAUGAGGCCAUGACGGAGCAUGAGCGCAGAGGACGCACUGCUGUUCUAGUAGCUAUAGACAACCUGCUGUGUGCGAUGAUCGCCAUAGCUGACACAGUGAAACCAGAGGCUGAGCUGGCAGUACACACUCUGACCAACAUGGGUCUGGAAGUUGUGCUGAUGACCGGAGACAACAGCAAGACAGCACGAGCCAUUGCUGCUCAGGUGGGUAUCAGGAAGGUGUUUGCUGAGGUGCUUCCCUCCCACAAGGUGGCCAAGGUAGAGCAGCUGCAGCAGGCAGGCAAGAGAGUUGCCAUGGUGGGUGACGGUGUUAACGACUCACCCGCUCUGGCCAUGGCUGACGUGGGCAUCGCCAUAGGAACGGGCACAGAUGUGGCCAUAGAGGCAGCAGAUGUGGUGCUGAUCAGGAAUGACCUCCUGGAUGUGGUGGGCAGUAUUGACCUCUCUAAGAAGACUGUCAAGAGGAUCAGGAUCAAUUUCAUAUUUGCUCUUAUCUACAACUUGGUUGGCAUUCCUAUUGCUGCUGGUGUAUUCCUUCCCAUUGGUUUGGUGUUACAGCCGUGGAUGGGCUCUGCUGCAAUGGCACUGUCGUCUGUCUCUGUGGUCUUGUCCUCUCUUUUACUAAAAUGUUACACUAAGCCCACUGCAGAGAAGUUAGAAGCUCGACUGGGUAACAACAGACGGCAGGGCAGCCUGUCCGAUGUCAGCAUCCACAUCGGCAUGGGCGAGAUGCGCCGUCCCUCCCCCAAACUCAGCCUGCUGGACCGCAUUGUCAACUACAGCCGCGCCUCCAUCAACUCCCUGCGCUCCGACAAGCACUCGCUCAACAGCUUGGUGCUCAGCGAGCCCGACAAACACUCUCUGCUGGUGGGGGAGGCGCUGUGUGAGGAGGAGUUCUGCUGAACGUGUAAGGCUCACAUGGGCCUGCAAUGACUUUUUUCUAUGCUGAAGUAGACAGUAACUGCAUUUAUUCAAGGCAAGGACACACUAAGCUGAAAGGGUUACAUUGAAUAAUAGCCCAUCCAUCUGCUGUAGGUGCCUCAGGCCAGCACUGUUGACUUGAAGACAGCGUAUAUGCCCCCUGUUUUCUUUCAGCUCAGCCAGCAGAUCACAUGCAUUUCAGAGCAUGCUGGGGGUGAUCUCCUCUCCUUCAGUAGCAGACUAUCUUUUGUUGAGGUAACUGCCCUCGGGCAUGCUCUUUGACCAACCCUUUGACACUUUGAUCCUGUGACGCUCUGCGUGCAGGGGCAUGAAGCAUCUUCAGAGCCUUGAAGCUGGUGCCCACAUCCAGGAAACAGAGAGAUGAUCAGCUCUGCCUCUGUGGUCAUUUGCCAGUACAAUCUUUAUCAUCUAUCCAAAGACAUUUUCACAGUGACAUCCCUUGUAUGAGUGGACACUACAGAGAUAUAUUUUAACAAAUUUCUUUCCAUAUUUCCUUAUAUGGAAAAUUAUAACACUGUUGUAUUAUUCUAUUCCAGAGUAUUUAUAUUACCCUUAUUUAUCUUUUUUCAUUAUAUCCUAUGUGAACAAGUUGUUCAAUCGAAAUGCCAAUUCAAAGUAAUUUGAAGUAAUUACUAAACAAAGGAAGACAAAACAAAAAAAACUAAAUUGAAGAAGUCUUGUGACUUGCUGCAAACUAAUGUCAUUGCAAAGCGCCAGUGGUGUGAAAUGUAAAUGUCAGUGUGACCCAAGUGCCAACUGAAAGUCGAACACACUCCAAAGAUAGCGCUGAGCAGAGAUUACCUUGGACAAAAUGUGCACAAAGAGUGAACAGAGAUAAGGUCAAUGACUCAAAGCAGAGACCUGAAGAAGGCCAACUGUGAAUGGUGAUGCCAGCUGUAGAAGACUGGUAUUUCUAUAGCUGCGUCAGCCCUCUGCAUCUUUGGUUAAUUAUUUAAGAUGUCAGUGAAUGUGAACAUUAUUCAUUGCUAACUUUGAACAGAGGUUGUUACAUGAAUGACAUUGUUUGUGCUUGGAUUACUUUAUGCGCUCGCUGCAAAGAGAAGGUUCGUGUUUUGAAAAGGCCAAAUUGUAAAUGCAUUUGUGUCGUGUUUUAGCGUCUCAGUAGGCCAGAAGGUGUUACUGUUACUGUCUUGUUGUUUGGUGAUGCAACUUUUUCAUUUCUCUGCUUUUACACGGUUAUAGACCACGCUCAAAGAAACCUCUUUGAAACCAUGGGAGCAGGAAGCACAGCAGGAUCAGCAGAGCAGUUCCACCUAGACAAGUUACUGAGAAACAAAUGUUGAUGAAUUAAGUGUUAAGAAUUAUAAGAUCGAAGUUGUAAAAUUGAAAUCAAACCAAUCACAUUGCAGUUAUAGACAGUGACUGUUCAGUUGUCUAUGCUUUAGUUUUUCUCUGGUGAAGUGAUUACAAAGAUUUUCUUAAGUUGUUACCUGCUGCGUCAAAUCAGGACAUAAUCACCACUGACCAGCUCAACCUUGAAUAUUUGUGUUCAGUCUUCUCUAGUGUUCUGCUGGUGAAAAUCAUCAGAUUGACCUUCCACUCCCCUGAGAUGCAUUCUGUCCUGUAGCUGUCACAGCUUCUGAGUGCUUUUAUGCCAAUUUGCCGUUUGUGUGCAUUGCUUCUUAAAGACGUCCAUAGGCCUUCAGAUGUGUGUGCAGUUAAAUCAAGCGAGUCCAUGUUUGCUGUCUUUCAUAGUUCUUCUGAACAUUAUGUGCCUUGGAAUAAAACGCUUUUGUAACGUCA
Messenger RNA from Lates calcarifer (barramundi perch), 6654 nucleotides. RefSeq names its product ATPase copper transporting alpha (gene atp7a). Gene Ontology annotation, biological process: monoatomic cation transport. Lineage: Eukaryota; Metazoa; Chordata; Actinopteri; Centropomidae. Gene Ontology annotation, molecular function: copper ion binding; ATPase-coupled monoatomic cation transmembrane transporter activity; ATP hydrolysis activity. The transcript is spliced from 23 exons. The record is from RefSeq and is a predicted model, not a curated record. Gene Ontology annotation, cellular component: membrane. Bases 286 to 4851 code for a protein of 1521 amino acids.